GCGUCCGUAUUUUGCGGGCAACUGACUCUCUCAGCUGCUGUAAUUGCUGCUGCGGGAGAAAUUGGAGCUGCUGUCGUCGGCGCGCCCGCCCUCCCCCACAGAGAGCCACCGCCUCUUCUCUCGCUCUCCUUGUACACCUAUCGCCGGGAGCGGCGACUGCAACAGUCCGUGGACCUACCGCCGCCUUCUCAGGCUGCCGCUCGGCCGGUCAUUCCCGCAGCCCGGCAGCUGACGGCGGCCCCUGCCCCUCGUCGGCUCCUCACUCUAGAUCGUCUCCCCGGUCCCUGUCCUCGCCCGGGACCCACCACCCCACGGUGUCGCCGGAGCGGAGGACGACGAGGAGGAGACGAAAGUCACCCUCCCUCCAGGCGGCGCCGGCCCCCUCACCCGCGGGUGUGUCCUAUAAAUGGCGUCGGAAAGCGACACCGAGGAAUUCUUUGAUGCCUCUGAAGAUGUGCACCUGGGGGGCGGCUACCCUGUGGGGUCUCCAGGAAAGGUUGGGAUUUCAACAUUAAAGGAAACUGAGAACACUGCACACCAAGUUGGAAAUGAGUCUCCUGUGCAAGAAUUCAAACAAGAUGUGUCUAAAAAGGGUGAAGUGAUGGAGUUCGUAUCACAGAAGAUGAGAAGGGAAGAUAAGAGGAUUAUUGAAAGUAUUAUAGAGGAGAGUCAGAAAGUACUACACCUGGAAGAUGACUCCUCAGAUUCCAAAGGAAAAGGACACUCUGACCAGGCUACUGCCAGUUCUGUCGUGGCUGGAACAGAUCUUAGCAAUAUACCUGGACUAUUAGCCAUAGAUCAAGUACUACAGGAAGAUUCCAAAAAGGCAGAGAGUCAGAAUGCAACUGAAGAAACUGAAUUAAAAUCAAAAAGACGUUUUCCUUCUGAUGACACCUAUGAGAAGUCAGUAGAUGAAAUCACUAAGUUAACUGAAGUAAGUUCAACUGAGCAACAUCAUGUGCCUGAAAUGGAAACAGAAGUAUUGAACAAGGAAGCCAUGGAAGUCAAAGGAAGUGAGGUUCUAGAACCUGUGCCCUCAGACUCUUCAUCCGCUAAAGAUUUUGCUGCCAUGGAAGAAGUGGCUCCCGCCAAACCCCCUAGACAGCUCACUCCAGAGCCUGACAUUGUGGCUAGCACAAAGAAGCCUGUUCCAGCGCGCCCUCCCCCUCCAGCUAACUUCCCGCCUCCAAGACCCCCACCUCCGUCUCGGCCUGCUCCGCCACCAAGAAAAAAGAAAAGUGAAUUGGAGUUUGAGGCCCUUAAAACACCUGAUCUAGAUGUUCCCAAAGAGAAUAUUACAUCUGAUACUCUCCUAAGUUCGAACAUGGCUUCAGAGAAUGCAGUCAAGGAUUCCCAGCCCUCUCUUGACUUGGCAAGUGCUACCAGUGGAGAUAAAGUAGUUACUGCCCAGGAAAAUGGAAAAGCACCUGAUGGGCAGACCAUAGCAGGGGAAGUGAUGGGCCCUCAGAGACCUAGGUCCAACUCCGGGAGAGAGCUUACUGAUGAGGAAAUUUUAGCCAGUGUCAUGAUUAAGAACCUGGAUACUGGAGAAGAAAUACCUUUGAGUCUCGCGGAAGAGAAACUGCCAACAGGUAUUAAUCCUCUCACUCUACACAUCAUGAGAAGGACUAAGGAAUAUGUAAGUAAUGACGCGGCACAGUCAGAUGAUGAAGAGAAGUUACAGUCUCAGACGACAGAUACUGAUGGUGGAAGGUUAAAACAGAAAACGACUCAACUAAAGAAGUUCUUAGGAAAAUCAGUAAAGAGAGCAAAGCACCUUGCAGAGGAAUAUGGUGAACGUGCUGUGAAUAAAGUUAAAAGUGUUAGAGACGAAGUGUUUCAUACUGAUCAAGAUGAUCCUUCAUCAAGUGAUGAUGAGGGAAUGCCGUAUACAAGACCAGUCAAAUUCAAAGCAGCGCAUGGUUUCAAAGGACCUUAUGAUUUUGAUCAGAUCAAAGUGGUGCAAGAUCUUAGUGGUGAGCACAUGGGAGCUGUUUGGACCAUGAAAUUUUCUCACUGUGGCCGAUUACUUGCCUCAGCUGGACAAGACAAUGUAGUGAGAAUAUGGGCUUUAAAAAAUGCUUUUGACUAUUUCAACAAUAUGCGAAUGAAAUAUAAUACCGAAGGACGUGUAUCCCCGUCACCUUCUCAGGAAAGUCUGAAUUCAUCAAAGUCUGAUACAGAUACAGGGGUGUGCAGUGGAGCUGACGAAGACCCUGACGAUAAAAACGCACCGUUUCGGCAGCGGCCAUUUUGCAAAUAUAAAGGACAUACCGCUGAUCUCCUUGAUCUUUCAUGGUCUAAAAACUACUUCCUGCUUUCUUCUUCGAUGGAUAAAACAGUCAGGUUGUGGCACAUUUCCAGAAGAGAAUGCCUUUGCUGUUUCCAACAUAUAGAUUUUGUCACUGCCAUAGCUUUCCAUCCAAGAGAUGACAGGUAUUUUCUAAGUGGGUCAUUGGAUGGAAAGCUCCGCCUUUGGAACAUACCUGACAAAAAAGUCGCUUUGUGGAAUGAAGUAGAUGGUCAAACAAAAUUGAUCACAGCUGCAAAUUUCUGUCAGAAUGGCAAAUACGCAGUGAUUGGGACAUAUGAUGGCAGAUGUAUUUUCUAUGAUACAGAGCAUUUGAAAUACCACACACAAAUACAUGUCCGGUCUACCAGAGGACGCAACAAAGUUGGAAGAAAAAUUACUGGCAUUGAACCUCUACCUGGAGAAAAUAAGAUACUAGUAACCUCAAAUGACUCCAGAAUCAGACUAUAUGAUCUUAGAGAUUUGUCACUGUCCAUGAAGUAUAAGGGUUAUGUCAACAGUAGCAGCCAGAUCAAAGCAAGUUUCAGCCAUGAUUUUAGUUACCUCGUCAGUGGCUCAGAAGAUAAGUAUGUUUAUAUCUGGAGUACUUACCAUGACCUCAGCAAGUUUACUUCAGUCAGGAGAGACCGGAAUGAUUUUUGGGAAGGUAUUAAGGCACAUAAUGCAGUUGUUACAUCAGCCAUCUUUGCUCCAAACCCAAGUUUGAUGUUGUCUUUGGAUAUGCAAUCCGAAAAAGCAGAAGGGAAUGAAAAAGGUGAAGAUGCUGAAGUUUUAGAUACCGUGCCCUCUGGUAUCAUGAAGACAGAUAAUACAGAAGUUCUUCUUUCUGCUGACUUCACUGGAGCAAUCAAAGUGUUUAUUAACAAAAGGAAAAAUGCACCUUAAUUUGAAAUGACAUUUAAAAUAAACAUAUCAGUAAGUUUCUGUAUGUAUCAGAACUGAAAAAAGUAUAUUAUAGUGUUUCAGGCUAACAUCCUUUUUUUGUUGUUUAAUUUUUAUUGGAAGUUGUUCAAAUAUAAUAUAUUUUUUGAGUGGCAGUGUUAAUGACCUAUAAACCCUGGACUGAUAGACUAGACAGAAAUGUGGCUAGAAUAACAUUGCCAAACAUUAGGCUUUAUGUUUUGUUAUAUUUGUGUUUUUGUUACAUAAUUGUGAACAUGCACAGGUUUCUGCAUGAAAAUAUAUUAAUAUAUUAAUCCAUGUGUGUGCCUUUUGGUUACAUGCACUAAAUCUAACAGAGUUAAAUUAUUUCAGUGGCCCUUUUGGCCUCUUACGGUGGGGGGGGAGUCUUGUUUCUAGCUUAUAAAGUUUCUUUUGCACAAAACUUCAUUUUUCAGAAAAGUGGUAUUGACUGAGUUACUGUUUUGAAGAUGUUAUACAGGUUUUCAAUAGGUCAACAACUAUGUGUAAAUGGUUUUUAUAAAUUUCUCAAUUUGGGGACAAGAUUUUUUUUGUGUGUGGUCUAAAUUGUGGACUUAAGAUUCUUUUCUUUGUAUGUAUAUAUAUAAUUUUUCUUCCUUUCUCUUUUUCUUUAUCUUCUUUUUUCUUUUUCCCAUUCUUUUCUUUCUUUCUUUCUUUCUUUCUUUUUUUUUUUUUUUUUUUUUUUUUUUUUGCUACACUGGAGCACAAUGUUUCUAUGUAAAAAAUUCUUUUCAUUCUAUAUCCAUGAGCACCAGGCUUUGCUCACUUAAAAAAAUUAAGCCGCAUUAAGGAGUGAGUCUUCUUUUUUACAAUAAUGUAAAAAUGAACUGUUUACAUUUUUUUAAAGCAUUGUAGUUUUAAAAAUUAAGCUGUUUUGUUUUGUGUUGUUGAAUUUGAAAGCCUUUGUAAAUAUUGAUAUAAUGUACCAAUGAAAUAACAUCUGGGGCAAUGGAACCCUGAUCAUGUUGUUGAUGGUUAGCAUAUGUUUCUGAAAAUUAAAUAUGUAUUAUUAAAAGUUGGUCACCAAACACUUGUUAAA
Messenger RNA from Lutra lutra (Eurasian river otter), 4271 nucleotides. RefSeq names its product WD repeat domain 44 (gene WDR44). The record is from RefSeq and is a predicted model, not a curated record. Gene Ontology annotation, molecular function: protein binding. Lineage: Eukaryota; Metazoa; Chordata; Mammalia; Carnivora; Mustelidae. The transcript is spliced from 21 exons. Bases 407 to 3196 code for a protein of 929 amino acids.